This is a messenger RNA of Phytophthora infestans T30-4, 1380 nucleotides long. RefSeq names its product Major Facilitator Superfamily (MFS). Gene Ontology annotation, molecular function: transmembrane transporter activity. The coding region runs from base 1 to 1380 and encodes 459 amino acids. The record is from RefSeq and is a predicted model, not a curated record. Gene Ontology annotation, biological process: transmembrane transport. Gene Ontology annotation, cellular component: membrane. The transcript has a single exon. NCBI's taxonomy places the organism in Eukaryota, Oomycota, Peronosporomycetes, Peronosporales, Peronosporaceae.
AUGACGCCGGCGUCAUGCAGCUGGGACCAAUGCCGCCGCCUUGCUAGCGUACUAGCCGGUCUGCUGCUCAUGGGGAGCGUGGGCUCGAAUCAUUCAAUCUCGGUCUGGAAUACACAGCUGCAGGCGUUGCCGGGUUUCUCCGAGGCGGGUAUCUCUUUCGUUUGUUCUAUGGCCUCUUUUGGUGCCUACUUCUCGGUGAGUCCCGGGUUCGUUUUCGACCACAUCGGCGCCCAUCGCAGCGUUUUAUUGGGCGGAUGUUUGCUUGCUGGUAUCUACAUUGGGCUCUACGCUGGAAUGACGGCAUUUCCGGCGGCCAUGACGCCGCUGGGCGUGGGUAUCGCCUUCGCAGUGCUCGGUCAAGCCACCAACUUCGGCGUGUUUGCGGCAUUGGGGCCGAACGAAGAUCUCUUUGGACCUGAAAAUCGCGGCAAGGUAAUGGCGUUGGAAUUCGCAGCCUUCAGUGCCGGUGGUGCGCUGUUCGCUGAGCUUUACAAGCACUUUUUCGAUGGAAAUGUACCUCUGUACUUUCGCUUCAUGGGGUGCUUGAUGUUGACAGUGUUCUUGCUAGCAUGGGUUACGCUAUAUCGACCUGCCAAAGACGAUGCAACUCACACUAUUGCGGCUGCUCCGCCCAUUCACGCAUUGGACGAAUUCAUGCCGCCAGAGACACCGGCUUUGAAGUCUUCAUGUAGUGUUGACGUUGAAGAACAUUGCCAGCUCUUCGCAGUGGCUCAACCUGACAUCACCGGUCGCGAUAUUCUAACCGACUCGCGCUUCUGGUUGUUGUUUUCUACCGUAUUCAUAUUGGUGGGAUCUUCACUGUUUGUCAUGGCAAACAUUGCGUUUAUUGUCGAGUCUCUUGGCGGUCCGAUGGAGCAGGUCUCCACAAUGGUAGCGCUCUUCUCUGUAGGCAACUGCUGCGGUCGUGUUGUUGCUGGUGUCAUUUCCGACAGUGUGUUGCAUCGUUUUCCUCGGAUCUACUUUGUAAGUCUAGCGUCGGUCCUUGUGGGUGCCAUCCACACACUUUUCCUGGUUAUUCCGAGGGCGUAUCUCGUCGUUCCCAUUACGCUCUCAGGCAUCGCUGACGGCGUCAUGUUCGCCGCUUUUCCCGUGCUAACGCGCGAGACGUUCGGUGCGCGCCACUUCGGAAAGAACUUUGGCCUCAUCAGCGUCGCAAAUGCUGUAGGCUUUCCGUUGUUUUACAACCCCAUAGGUUCAUUCGUGUACAGUUUAUCGGCCAUGCCGGUGAAUGGCGUCCAGAAGUGUCUUGGAGAUGAGUGUUUCCAGCCUGUGUUCCUACUAGUGGUGGUAUUGAGUGUGGUGUCGCUGGUAGCGAGUCUUAAAUUUGCAUCGCGUCAGCAUUAUGUUCGCUUAUCGUAA